GGCGGCCAUUUUAAACUAGAUUUUUGAAGCAGGUCUGAUUUCUGAAGCCUUUUGUGUGCGAUUGCCUCACAUUUCACCCGUGAAUGUCACAGUAUCUACAAAGCUGAAGAUGGAAACCGACCAGACGUACCUUAACGGCGUCGCUGAACUCGAGGACGCCCUCCCAGAUCCCUCAGCGCCGGUCGUGCAUGUUGAGAUAUGCCAGAGUCCUUGCAGCACCCUUCGAGCCAAUGUAGUGAAAGAGCGUGUUAAAGCCGUACUACAGAGACAUAAUCAAGUAUACGGAGACCUCACCAUGACAGAGUUCGAUGACCCCUUCAUGAAGGAACACAUCAAGUCAGUGUUUAUAUGUGACACAGAUGAGAUGUCCUCUUCACACAAGAGCAAGAAGGCAUUUCACCUGUAUGAUGCCAACCUGCUGCUGCACGUGUUCCAGCUGCACGAGGGCGGGCCGGGGUCAGAGGAGGUCGACGAUGAUGAUAAUGUGUCCGCAGCCAGUCACUGGUUAAUGCCUAAUGCUGACUUUGAUGGCAUUUGGGACAGCCUAGUCUUUGACAGUGAUGUUAAGUUGGAGCUGCUGAGGUAUGCCUACACAACACUGCUGUUCUCAGACAAGGGGGUCGACUCCAACGUCAUUUCAUGGAACAGAGUUGUGCUGCUGCAUGGUCCCCCCGGCACAGGGAAGACAUCUCUGUGCAAAGCUCUUGCUCAGAAACUGUGUAUAAGGCUCUCUGACAGGUAUAGUUAUGGACAGUUUAUCGAGAUCAACAGUCACAGUCUGUUUUCUAAGUGGUUUUCUGAGAGUGGCAAACUUGUGCUGAAGAUGUUCCAGAAGAUCCAGGAACUGAUAGAUGACUCUGAUGCUCUUGUCUGUGUGCUCAUUGAUGAGGUGGAAAGCUUAACAGCUGCGAGAAAAGCCUCCCUGAACGGCACAGAGCCAUCGGAUGCCAUACGUGUAGUCAACGCACUGCUGACUCAGAUAGACCAGAUCAAGAGGAACUCCAACGUGCUGAUCCUCACCACAUCCAACGUGACAGAGGCCAUCGACCUGGCCUUCGUGGACAGGGCUGACAUCAAGAAGUACAUCGGGCCCCCCUCCCCACCCGCCAUCUUCAAGAUCUACCACUCCUGUGUCAAGGAACUGAUGAGGGCUGGAAUCAUCAGUCCUCCCCAGCAGCUACUGGACCUGAGGGCACUGGAGGUCAUGAGGUUUGCGGAGAACAAUGCCACCCAACACAGCCUGCGACUCAGGGACCUGGCACAGAGAAGUGCUGGACUGAGUGGUCGCACCCUGAGGAAACUGCCUUUCCUUGCACAUGCUCUUUUUGUUCAGACACCCACUAUUAGCCUGGAGGACUUCCUUGAGGCCCUGUCGCUGGCCGUGGAUCGGCAACAUGAGGAAAGGAAGGGCUUAAAAACUGACGAAUAAUCAAUUGGCCCAUUCAUAAUAUAGCUUUGCCCAUUCCUGUAUAGUCACUAUACUACACUCACAAUGAGUCUGGAAACUCAAAUUUAAUCAAUCAUUUCUCCAUUGUUACUUCAUCAAUUGUAUAGUGUUGUUUUGAAAGAUGAUUUAGUACCCAAUGCAAUGAUACCAAAUUUGUGUUGAUCCUAGAUUCAAAGGUUGAAUGAUGGAGCUGACUGGGUAGGACACAGUGUUUGACAUUGGCAGGCAUAUUUGCUGGGCAACGCAUGAACAAAGUCAGCUUGUUCCGCAAAUGCACCAUCAUAACAAAUGAGCUAAGAUUUAAAAGAAGAUAUACUUUAAGCUCUUCAAAGACAUAACACUGAAUGCUAAUGCUUGGAUCAUUUACAAAAUGAACAAAAUCUUUCCAAUGACAUGUAAUACAACUGUUGAAGUAUUCAAGGAGGCAUGAUCAACCAUGUUUCCAAACUUAUUGUGUUAAAUAACCUUUCACGACAUCCAUGGACCACAUACAAUGGUUCAAAAUCAACACUUUGAGCCAACUUAGUUUCCAUUUUUAAACCUAAGCUCAGAACUCUGUAUACACUGCAGCUCAUAAGCUGAGAAUAGCUUAAAUUUAUGUUAAUGGUCAAGAUAUAUAUUUGUUUCUGCCCUGUAGAUGUUUCUUUUAGAGCUAUACCAAACACAUUUUCCUCUACUUUUCAGAAUGUUAUCACCAAGGUCUAAAGGUAAAUACUAGAAAGCAUGUUACUGGUAGAUUGUGCAUAUGUACAAAAUGUAAGAAUAUGUACUAUGUGGUUAAAGUUGUUUAGCAUGUAUUUUGACAAGUUGAUAUUAAUUUGAUAUGAAAUUUGGCCCACAAGUAGAGGUUGCAGCAAGAUACUAUGAAGAUUUGUCCAUCUGUAGCAUUUGUUUCUAUAUCAUCUUUGGUCACUGUAGAUUCUUUUAUCAUAAUUCUGUCAAUAAAAUUAGUGCUUUACCUAGA
This is a messenger RNA of Branchiostoma floridae (Florida lancelet), 2411 nucleotides long. Its product is annotated as pachytene checkpoint protein 2 homolog. Bases 110 to 1429 code for a protein of 439 amino acids. NCBI's taxonomy places the organism in Eukaryota, Metazoa, Chordata, Leptocardii, Amphioxiformes, Branchiostomatidae. The transcript has 13 exons. The record is from RefSeq and is a predicted model, not a curated record. Gene Ontology annotation, cellular component: nucleus; chromosome. Gene Ontology annotation, molecular function: ATP hydrolysis activity; ATP binding. Gene Ontology annotation, biological process: reciprocal meiotic recombination; meiotic recombination checkpoint signaling.